This is a messenger RNA of Micropterus salmoides (largemouth bass), 5655 nucleotides long. It is a transcript of the gene doc2b, whose product is annotated as double C2-like domains, beta. Gene Ontology annotation, cellular component: membrane. Bases 354 to 1562 code for a protein of 402 amino acids. The record is from RefSeq and is a predicted model, not a curated record. The transcript has 9 exons. NCBI's taxonomy places the organism in Eukaryota, Metazoa, Chordata, Actinopteri, Centrarchiformes, Centrarchidae.
CUCCCUCAGAUAGGCAGCGCAGACGUGGGCAGAGUGUGGGGGUAUAGGAAGAGGAGAGAGCGGGAGGAUAGGUAGUAGUGUGUGUGAGGCUGUCAGACAGCAUGGUCUGGGUCUGAGGACAGCACUGGAAGACACAUCAGCAGCCUCCAGAUCUCCAUGUAGACCAGUGUGGUGACAUCCACAGAUCACCCGGACCUGUCCACCCAUCAGCACCUUCCCAGGACAACACCCGCCUCUUCCAGAGAAGCAAGAGGAGGAAGGGGACGACGAGGGGGGUGGGUCUGUUCAUCUUCUUUUUUUUUCUUUUCUCAGUUUUUUGGUUUUGGGAGUAGGCUCCGGGCUGGACCGCAUGCAUGACACAACGCAAAGGCGAGAAACCCACCAUCAGCAUCCAGGAGCACAUGGCCAUUGACGUGUGCCCUGGCCCCAUCCAGCCCAUCAAGCAGAUCUCUGACUACUUCCCCCGUUACCCACGGGGCCUCCCCCCUGUCGCGCCCCACCAAGUGGGCCACUCUGGGCCCCUGUGUGCUGCCCUCCCAACCACCCCGGCUGCCGCCGCCUCCACCACCGCCGCUGCCGAAAGUGACCGCCCCAAUGAGGAUAAACCAGACCGGGCUUGUGCAGGAGCCUCCGCCUCCUUACAGGCCACCAAGAGGGAUGAGGAGCCAGAUGUGGAGGGAUACGACUCAGAUGACUCCACUACAUUGGGGACCUUGGAAUUCAGUUUGCAGUAUGACCAGGAGAACAAUGCACUGCACUGCACCAUUAACAAAGCCAAGGGUCUCAAGCCGAUGGACCACAAUGGGCUUUCCGACCCCUAUGUCAAAUUGCACCUACUGCCAGGAGCCAGCAAGGCCAAUAAACUUAGAACCAAGACCCUGCGCAACACACUCAACCCUGUAUGGAGCGAGACCUUGACCUACUACGGCAUCACUGACGAGGAUAUGGUCCGCAAAACACUCAGGAUUUCAGUGUGUGAUGAGGACAAAUUCCGCCACAACGAGUUCAUCGGGGAAACGCGAAUCCCCCUCAAGAAGCUGAAGCCCAACCAAAUCAAAAACUUCAACAACUGCCUGGAGAAACAGUUACCUGUCAACAAGACAGAAGAUAAGUCCCUGGAGGAGCGAGGACGCAUCAUGAUUUCUCUUAAGUACAACACCCAGAAGUCUUGCCUGGUAGUGGGCAUCAUCCGCUGCGCUCACCUUGCCGCCAUGGACGCCAAUGGCUUCUCCGACCCCUAUGUUAAAACGUACCUGAAGCCUGAUGAGAACAAAAAGUCAAAGCACAAGACUGCUGUGAAAAAGAAGACUCUCAAUCCCGAGUUCAACGAGGAGUUCUGUUAUGACAUAAAAUAUGCAGACCUCACCAAAAAGACCUUGGAGGUGACCGUGUGGGACUACGAUAUCGGAAAGUCUAAUGAUUUCAUAGGUGGUGUAUCUCUGGGUAUCAAUGCAAACGGAGAGAGGCUCAAACACUGGUUUGACUGCCUAAAAAACAAGGACAAGAAAAUUGAGCGUUGGCACACGUUGACCAAUGAAUUACCUGGUUCAUUAAAUGACUGAAGACCUACAUCUGUCGUCCAACCUGCUGGCCCUCGUCCCCUCCCUGGUUACACUAGAUAGGACCCCUGCCUUCAUUUUCCUAACUCCUCCUCCCAUCUCUUCUUCUCUGGAUUUUCCUCAUGUUUGCCCCAGUGACCUGUGACACCUCUUUGGGAAUAUAUUUCCUCUCAACAGGGCUCAUUUAAAAAUAUCCAAAACCUGUUUUCUUUCUGUUUUACAUGUACAAUAGGGGUUGCAUGGCUGCUCAUUUAUUUUUCAUUUUAAGAGCAAUUCAGUUCACAAAAUGAAUCACUGGGAUUGUAGCGCUGAUAAUAAUUCAGAUUUCUUGUAUGAUCAGUGAAUAUAUAAGGAGCAAAUGCUUUCUAUUUGAAGAGAUAUUUUACAGCAGCUAAAAUAAUUUUCCAAUGAUUGACCAGUCCCUGAAACAGCACAAACCUCCAUACUGUCAGCUUGGUGGUAAGAGUGAAGAAUCUAAGGAUGUAGCAAAAUGUCAUACUGUUGGAGUUAUGCAGAAAUAUUUAUGGAAUAAUUUCUUCUAAUUUAUUACAUAAACAGUAAUAGUUCUUAUCAAGUGAACAUCCCAUAAUCAGUAUUCUUGACUCUAAUAAAUCAUCCAGAUUUUGUUUUUGCCACAAUAACUGAAGAUAUUGCACUUUAAUAUGAUUGUAAAAGUGUUAGGUUGCCACGGUCCUGUCGUUCAUCCCCAGUCUAAGUGGCUCCAACACAACUGGCCAACUACAAGCUUGCAGCAGCUUGUUUUAGAAAUCUGGAGCGUUUAUCCUUUAGUUUGAGUCAUUUGUCUAGGUGAAAACAAUGUCACAGGACCACAGAACCUCCUUAGAAUACUGUACAAGUUAAGGCCUCUGCAUGCUUCAAACUAUCUGGAUUGUACAAUGAGACUGAUCUGAACAAAAACGCCAGUCGCUUUAGUAUGUUAUGCAUGUUAUGGUCAAGUGACAAAGACGUCUAGCAAAUAUGCUGUUUCUUUUAACCAUGACCACUUUUUGUGCCUAAACCAAACCAAACCAAACCUUAACCAUAGUGAUGUCAUAUCAAAAAAUCCACACUUCAAUCCGGGGUGAAAAGCCUUCCUGUCAAAACCUUCUCCUGGCUGCAUCGCACUGCCUGCCCAAUCCAUCUCCAAGAAAUCUGUGUCUUUUGCCUUUGUAGUCUCGACAUGAUGAAUCCUUUAAAAGGGGCACACGCUUUCACACUGUCUCUGUUUGAAGGCAUUUGUGGUGUUGGACAGUGCGUGGUAUUACAAAAAGUAGUUGUGAGAAGAGUGAAAUAAAAGAGAGCUUGAGAGAGGUUCAAAUGCUGCCCUGGGUAGGGUGUAUUGUUUCAGGUAUUGGUACAAGUACCUUGUUUGAAGCAUACUGAGGCCUUCACUCCUCUUCCCAGUGAACUGCGUGGCAGUUUGUUGUAAAGGGGAAAUUAACAUAAACAUACCAAUAACACAUAACAACCCCAAAAUCCAAGGCUUAGUGGAUAUUAGAAGACUGAUGUUGGUAGUUGAUGGACGUAAGUUCUGCUUAAAAGGAUUUUAGGACGACUGACGCUCAUUUGUAAGCUGGCAAUGUGACUAAAUUUCUGCCCAGUAAGCAGGCAGUUUGGUCAGUGUGAGCUAAAUGAAUGAGAUACAAAACUUCUCCUCAAAGCUACUUAUAGCAAGUAUUCACAUCACAAACACUAAUUCCCUGUGUGUCUCUGUUCAGACUAAUUAAUAUGAGACAAUGCUUGGUGUCAAAGCACUAUCUAUGACUACUGACAUGACUAAUCUAUAGAGCUGCCUAGUUGUGUGGUAAUCCUGAUGUCAAGGCUCCUCAAGUGUUCCAUCCAUUCAGUCAUGCUAUCCAGACUUCAGAAUUGCGUGUUUCUGAAUUUACAGUGCUAAAGCGAUGGGUAGUUAAAUAAAAUAUGCAUUUAGAAAUUCAAGUAAAAUCUGAGAUGAAUCAUGGGUACAAGGACACAAGUGAUUUUUACAGCGAAUGCUUUAAAGAACAGGGGUUCAGACUUUCUUUCAACGGCCGUGCAGCAAGUUGAACAAGUGCAGUAAGAGCAUAAUCGUGUAAUGGCUGCUUUGUGAUUAGUCAGGAGCUGAAGAGGGCUAUGGAUAUAAAAGUAGGUCUCAUGCACCUGAUGAUCUGUGGAUAAUUUCAGCACAGAGGUGAAAACAUUCACAAUUACUACACUGCGAUCACGUCACACAGCCUUGCUUCACUGUGUGGAAGGUAGAGAGCCUACUUGAUAGCGACCAUCUGUAAUCAGAAUGAACAGAACAGAAUGAAGUUAAGUGGGUGACCCACCGGGGGAAAAUAACUUGUCAAAUCACAAUACCACAUGAUUGGGCAGUACUAUGGCAUGUGUGUGUGCAGCUUACUGUUUACACUACAGAAAAUGACAGCAUUUUAGGCUGUAAUGUGGCUGAAAAUGUACCUGCUGUUUGUCAAAAGGGCCGAAUUUUCAAAAGGGAAAGUUUACGUCAAAUAUAUAAAAUAUAUAUAUAAAAUUAACAAAAGCAUGUAUUGUUUACAACAACCUAUUGAUGCUGAAGUUCAAGUUUGCUGCUGAAAGGGGUGAACACGCCCUUGCUUAAGUCGGUGCAAUUGUAGCUUUGCUAAAAUGGGCAGGGGUGAGAAGGGCAGAAUUUUUAAUAUACUAGCCGUGUAUGUAUAUUAUUACUAUGAUGUUGCAUCUGUUGAGGGUUUUUUUAUGUAAACAGCUCCAUUUUAAAUGUAUCAAACAGAAUGUACAUUUUUAACCCCUUCUAUUCCACAGUAAAUCCUCUAAGAAUGUGCAGCUUAGUGCUCUGUGUUGUUGAUAUUGUUCAUAUGUCAAAUCUUAAGCUCUGUAUUUGGGCACAGAUAUCUGGGAAUAGAGAUGGUUGAACUCACAGCCCAGGAGCAAAACACUCGGACUAUGUCACUCAACUCAUAUAUUAAGAUAACUAAAAGUUUACUUUGACUCCUUCUAGCCUGUUGAAUUAUUUAUGUUGGGGUUUUUUUGUUGUAUUUUUCUGUUGUUUUUUUUUUUUGGUUUGAUACCUCGAGUCCUUGCGCAGAACUGGAAAUGUUUCAGGACUGAAAACUCCCAACUUCAGUUGCCCUCAUGGAUCAGUAGGCUGGGAUGCAUGCCAUGUAUUUGUGAUUUUGACCAAGCAAUGAGUUUGACCUUUUCUGCAUGCCCCUGCACCCACCUUUCUUGUAAAUUUCCGUGCACUGACUGGUAACACAGAAACGGCAUACAAAUAGUCCUCACGUAAUGUUCAGGAAUCCUGUCAGGCUUGCAAUUCAGCUAACAGCUUUUUGUCAUUACCUCACGUCACUGUAAGUGAUAGGCCGGGCAUGUUUGUUUUUAGGAGCAUGUCAAUUCUGUCAGUGUGGCUGACUGGUUUAAUAACCACAUCAUUUUAACUCACUAAUUACAGCUGGUGGAAAGUGACAAACAGCCCUAACGUCCAUUUGUUAAAUUAUUUAACCUUCUUGACCAAUAGUUUUAUUGUUGAUGAUGUUAUUAGAACUAUUACAUUGCUUUCACACUACAAUCCAUCCAUUUUGAAGAAAAAUUGAUUUUGACUAAUGGUGUCACACCUUUUAAAGCCGGGGAAUGAAAUGUUUAAUGCAUUACAUCACCCCUCACAUUUCUUUAAAGUGUUAAGAGCCUCUUCAGCCACAUUGAUUUGUGAGGCACAAACUGGCUGUGAAACCUUGUUGGCAUCUCAAUAUACUCCUUGACACAACAGUGAUCCUGCUCUCUCUCUCCGAUGAAUAUGUAAUGAAUACAACCAACAUGUGAUUUUGAUUUUGUAAUCUGUCUGCCUUUGUAUGCAAGCUCAAUAUUAUGAAAAAAAAACUAAACUGCAUGCAGAUGUUCUUGGUUUUGUCAUGAGAUGACUUUGCCUAAUGUUUGAUACUGUUUUCUGUAUAAAAAAAAAACAAAAUACACGACUGUGGAUGCUCUAAGAUUAUGCUAUAAGUCAGUCUUUCUUCUGGACAACAUUUUGUACCUUUGAACACUAUCGCAUUGCCUGUUUGGCUGCUGUAUUUACUAUCUGGAAGCGUGACUUGAUGUGAAUUAAAAUCUCUCCUUUGUU